GGCGUGGCUAGAUUCAGUUUUUGUCCAACUACUGAAAGUGUUAGAGCAUUGCGCACAGUGAAUUUUCCAAGUGAUCUGUGUAAAUUGACGUGUCAGUGAAUUUUCAUUCAUAAAGAAGCAAGAUUAUUAAUUUAUUUGUUCUAUAAGUAAAAGAAUUGCAUGGUGAAAAUGCGGUGGUAUUUGCUAGCUCUAGCGUGUGUGCUGGCGGUCUGCGCCGAGGAGAAGAAGGAGAAGGAUAAGGACAUUGGCACAGUGAUUGGUAUCGACUUGGGUACCACAUACUCAUGCGUGGGUGUGUACAAGAAUGGCCGGGUGGAAAUCAUUGCCAACGACCAGGGUAACCGUAUCACACCAUCUUACGUAGCCUUCACAGCUGACGGUGAGCGUCUUAUUGGUGAUGCAGCCAAGAACCAGCUCACAACCAACCCUGAAAACACUGUGUUUGAUGCCAAGCGUCUCAUUGGUCGUGAGUGGACCGACUCUACUGUCCAACAUGACGUAAAAUUCUUUCCCUUCAAGGUUGUAGAAAAAAACAGCAAACCUCAUGUUGCCGUCAAAACAGCACAAGGUGAGAAGGUCUUUGCCCCUGAAGAAAUUUCUGCCAUGGUUUUAACCAAAAUGAAGGAAACUGCUGAAGCUUACCUUGGUAAAAAAGUCACCCAUGCUGUUGUCACCGUCCCAGCCUACUUCAAUGAUGCUCAACGUCAAGCUACCAAAGAUGCUGGUGUAAUUGCUGGUUUGAACGUCAUGAGAAUCAUCAAUGAGCCUACCGCUGCCGCUAUUGCCUACGGUCUUGACAAGAAGGAAGGGGAAAAGAACGUUCUAGUAUUUGACUUGGGUGGUGGUACUUUUGACGUGUCUCUCUUAACAAUCGAUAACGGAGUAUUUGAAGUAGUUGCAACUAACGGUGACACACAUUUGGGAGGUGAGGACUUCGACCAGAGGGUAAUGGAACACUUCAUUAAGUUAUACAAGAAGAAGAAGGGCAAAGACAUCAGAAAAGACAAUCGUGCUGUCCAGAAAUUGCGACGUGAAGUCGAAAAGGCAAAGAGAGCAUUAUCUUCCAGCCACCAGGUCAAGAUUGAAAUCGAAUCGUUCUUUGAAGGUGAAGAUUUCUCGGAAACUCUUACCAGGGCUAAGUUUGAGGAAUUGAACAUGGACUUAUUCAGAUCUACUCUUAAACCUGUCCAGAAAGUAUUGGAGGAUGCUGACAUGAACAAGAAAGAUGUUGAUGAAAUUGUGCUGGUUGGUGGUUCCACUCGUAUUCCCAAAGUGCAGCAGUUGGUCAAGGAAUUCUUCAAUGGUAAGGAGCCAUCCCGAGGUAUUAACCCUGACGAGGCUGUCGCAUAUGGUGCUGCCGUACAAGCUGGUGUUCUAAGUGGUGAACAAGAUACUGACGCAAUCGUACUUCUCGAUGUUAACCCUCUGACUAUGGGCAUCGAAACUGUUGGAGGUGUGAUGACCAAGCUUAUCCCACGUAACACAGUCAUCCCAACAAAGAAAUCCCAGAUCUUCUCAACAGCAAGUGACAACCAACACACUGUAACCAUCCAAGUUUAUGAGGGAGAACGUCCAAUGACCAAAGACAACCAUUUACUUGGAAAAUUCGAUUUGACGGGCAUCCCACCUGCACCUAGAGGAAUCCCACAGAUUGAAGUCACAUUUGAAAUCGAUGCCAACGGUAUCCUCCAAGUAUCGGCAGAAGAUAAGGGUACAGGAAACAGGGAAAAGAUUGUUAUCACCAAUGACCAGAACAGGUUGACACCUGAGGAUAUCGAGAGGAUGAUCAAGGAUGCAGAGAAGUUCGCAGAUGAUGACAAGAAGUUGAAGGAGCGUGUCGAGUCAAGGAAUGAACUGGAGAGCUACGCAUACUCGAUCAAGAACCAACUCCAGGAUAAGGAGAAACUUGGUGCUAAGCUCUCAGAUGAUGAAAAGACGAAAAUGGAGGAAGCCAUUGACGUUGCAAUCAAAUGGCUAGAAGACAACCAAGACGCUGACUCAGAAGAAUACAAGAAGCAGAAGAAAUCAUUAGAAGAUGUUGUUCAGCCAAUCAUUGCCAAGCUGUACCAAGGCCAAGGUGGAGUCCCACCCCAAGGCACUCCUGGAGAUGAUGACGAAUUUAAAGAUGAGUUGUAACCAAAAGGAUUGUUAGAAAAGUUGAAAGCGAUUAUAGCCAAAAGUGAUCUCUAAUAGGUCGCUGCAGAUUACGUAUAUUGUACAACUAGUAUCAAAUUUGUGAUUGCAUUGUGGAUACCCACAAUUGUUAUUGGCUGGAUUUGUUUUAUUAAAACUUGUUUAUAUUUUAGAGUGGAAAAUUUCAGCCAAUCGUUGAUUGGGUUUAUCGUACCUACUAUAUUUGUCAAGUUUGUUACUUAGGAAUGCUGAUUUAUGAUUGCAUUGAGUAUAACUUUAGAUCUUUAUUAAUUUUAACACAUUUUAAUAUUAAAUUAAAAAUGAUAGGCUUAACUUUUAAUGCUAUUCAAAUGCCUCUUUCUAAGUCUAACUUUGCUCAAAAGUUGGUUAUUUUAACCACAUUAUAAUAUUUAUUAUACUUAAAUUAACAAUGAUAUCAUAAAAUACCUUGAAUAUAAUAUUCAAGGCAAGAGAGACAUCUUCUAGGCAAGUACACUCGAAUCAACCUCAUCAUUUUAUUGAGCAUGAUUGUCAUCAUGCACAAGCUUAUCUUGCGAUUAAAAAAAGGAAAUUGUGAGUGAAGUCACUUCGAGGUGUCGAGUCAUGCCUUUUAGCCUUUGAACAGAAUUAAAACAGGUCCACAUUUAUUAAUAUUAGGGUAAUAUAACCUUUCAGUAUAUCCUUUGCAAUUGUAAAUCAGUUGGUUAUGUGCAGUGUAUAUAAGCUGUGUAAUACAUAACGUAGUAUAUGAAGUGUUUUAAGAUCGUGUUGUGUAUUUAUUGGUGUGUAUGUAUGGAUGAAAUGUAUGAAAGAUGAAUGGAAUGUAGUGGUUUGGCAAGUCUGAGUCAAACCUUGUCGAAGCUCUUGUCUCUAAGCAUUUACAGAUAUGCCAACUUCCAACUCUAAUUUAAGUUGGUCAAUCUACUCCCAACUUACUGAUGCAUCUUGGCACAUCUGUGAAUGCUUUAAGUUAACCGCUGCGCGUGUAUGACUAUAAUAUGAAUGUCUAUUGUAUAAAUUGAUGCAUUUUUUAUUUGUAUUGAAAUCAAAUUGUGUAUAAAAUGUCUGAUUUGUAUAUUAGUCUCAUGUCACUCGGAGACUACCUCAAUAUAAUAUGUAUGUUCAUUCCCGAAUGGAAUGCUAGGGUUACAUAUACAUGCUAAAGAUCAUUCCCUUUAUCCACCCUAAAACUGCCACCUUAGGGCGUAUAGUUGGAUAUCCAUCUAUCCACCCUGGGCUUAAAUGAUAUACAAAUUCGCUGUCCGGGGUAGAUAAAUUGAUACGUCCCCAAGUAUACUCCCUGAAGUAGUUAUUCUAGGGUAGAUGAACAGAAUAAACCAAUGUUCAUAAAACUCAAGCAAAUGAAGCUUGUUUGUCAAGCAUGUAUGUACAUGUACAUCUAGCUUAAUAAUUGUUUUUUGAGACUGCUGAAUAGUUAGUUCUUUCUUAAUUAGCAGAAUAAUUAAUUAUUUGCACAAAUUAAAGGAAAAAGAUUGAUGUAUGAAAGGUUUCAUUUUUUUUAUUGAAUCUGUGACCUGAUUACUCUUUUUCCUUUUGUAUGUGUUCUAUAGAACCUAGUUAAUAAUUUUUUGGAUAAAAUUAAGUACAUAAAUAAAAAAGUUUUCUAGAAA
Maniola jurtina (meadow brown) is the source of this 3764-nucleotide messenger RNA. It is a transcript of the gene Hsc70-3, whose product is annotated as endoplasmic reticulum chaperone BiP. Gene Ontology annotation, cellular component: cytoplasm; endoplasmic reticulum lumen; endoplasmic reticulum chaperone complex. NCBI's taxonomy places the organism in Eukaryota, Metazoa, Arthropoda, Insecta, Lepidoptera, Nymphalidae. Bases 160 to 2136 code for a protein of 658 amino acids. The record is from RefSeq and is a predicted model, not a curated record. Gene Ontology annotation, biological process: protein refolding; cellular response to unfolded protein; endoplasmic reticulum unfolded protein response. Gene Ontology annotation, molecular function: ATP hydrolysis activity; misfolded protein binding; ATP-dependent protein folding chaperone. The transcript is spliced from 4 exons.